Messenger RNA from Juglans regia (Persian walnut), 1319 nucleotides. Its product is annotated as trimethyltridecatetraene synthase-like. The transcript is spliced from 3 exons. The record is from RefSeq and is a predicted model, not a curated record. Bases 1 to 1311 code for a protein of 436 amino acids. Gene Ontology annotation, molecular function: monooxygenase activity; iron ion binding; oxidoreductase activity, acting on paired donors, with incorporation or reduction of molecular oxygen. NCBI's taxonomy places the organism in Eukaryota, Viridiplantae, Streptophyta, Magnoliopsida, Fagales, Juglandaceae.
AUGGCCUACAUAGGCAAUCUAAACCUUCUUGGGUCCCUCCCUCACCAAUCCCUUCACAAAAUGUCACAGCAAUUCGGACCAGUCAUGCAGCUUAAGUUUGGGUCCUUUCCUGUGGUGGUUGCCUCGUCUCCCGAAAUGGCAAAGCAAUUCCUUAAGACACAUGAUCAGAUCUGUGCCUCUAGACCCCAAAACGCUGCUGGGAAGUACACCAGUUUUAACUUCUGCAGUCUCUUAUGGGCCCCUUACGGACCAUAUUUUCAGCAAUGUCGCAAAAUAUGUCUCUCUGAGCUACUUAGCUCAAAAAGACUAGAGUCCUCUGAGUACAUUCGUUUCGAAGAAAGACAUGACUUUGUUUCACGGCUAUGCGCAUUGUCUGGGAAACCAGUUCAGGUGAAAGACCACCUAUCACGCCUCAAUCUCAGUAUUAUGAGUAGAAUGGUAUUGGGUAAGAAGCAUUUCAGUGCAUCCCAGCUCGAAACUUCAGUGGUAACAUUUAAAGAAUUCAGAGAAAUGGUUAACGAGUGGGCGUUGCUUAAUUCGGUAUUGAACAUUGGGGACUGGAUACCUUGGAUCGAGUUCCUAGACUUGAAGGGAUAUGUGAAACGUAUGAGGGCCUUGGCAAAAAAGUUUGAUCGGUUCUUUGACCAUGUCUUCGAUGAACACAUGGCAAGUAGAGAAGGAGUGGAACAAUUUGUGCCGAAGGACAUGGUGGGUUUUUUAUUGCAGCUAGUUGAUGAUCCUAGUGUUGAUGUUAAGCUCACCUAUGACCAAGUCAAGGCGCUCAGUCAGGAUCUCCUAAUAGGAGGAGCAAAUACAUCUGUGGUUACGAUAGAAUGGGCGAUGUCAGAACUCUUGAAGCAACCACACCUCAUCAUAAAGGCAAGAGAAGAGCUCGAUAGGAUUAUUGGGAAAGACAGAUGGGUAGAAGAGAAAGACAUUGGACAACUUCCUUAUAUUGACGCAAUUAUGAAAGAAACAAUGAGGAAACACCCUGUGGCAGCAAUGCUUCACCCACAUCUAGCUCUUGAAGAUUGCGACAUUGCUGGUUAUCAUAUUAGUAAAGGUACUAGAGUUGUCAUAAACACAUGGAGUAUAGGAAGAGACCCAUCAAUAUGGGAUUCACCUGAAGAGUUCCGCCCAGAAAGGUUCAUCGAAAAAGCCAUUGAUGUGAAGGGACAAGAUUUCACUCUAUUACCAUUUGGAUCAGGGAGGAGGAUGUGUCUGGGAUACAAACUUGGACUAAGGAUGACAAAGGCAACCUUGGCUAAUUUGAUACAUGGAUUCGAGUGGAAAUUACCGGACAAUAUGUAACCAGAAGA